This is a messenger RNA of Eurytemora carolleeae, 1097 nucleotides long. RefSeq lists its product as uncharacterized. NCBI's taxonomy places the organism in Eukaryota, Metazoa, Arthropoda, Copepoda, Calanoida, Temoridae. The transcript has 8 exons. Bases 132 to 818 code for a protein of 228 amino acids. The record is from RefSeq and is a predicted model, not a curated record.
UGUACACUAAUUUGUAAAUAAACAGUGAUGAUUGAAUCGUUAAGAGACAAUCAAAAAACACUUGAACCAGAACAACUGAACUAUGAUCAGUCUUCCAGUCCUCUAGUCCUAAUGAAGACUGUUCCCUAGUAAUGCCGCUAAAACAAGAUCGUCUUAUUCCCUUCCUUUGUCUGUGUUUCAUUAGUUACUCUUGUUGGCAUUGCUUGUUGGCGGAUUUAGGCAUGGCCAGCAUUACUUCAAAAUAUCUGGUCAAACAGACAAUGAUCGGACAAAAUACAUUUCAAUACAAAUUUGAAAUCACAGUUAGGGAGUUUUGGGAGGGAAUACAAUAUAAUGAUAAAUUGCUGGAUAUCUUCCUGGAUACUUUGAAGUCAAGUCAGUUCAAGUCUUUUUUCUUUGAGACUCCAAGUGUUACAUCUAACCUACUAGAAAAUAAGUUUGAAUAUGUUCUGGUAUCAGUCCCCCAACUGUCUGGUGUACCAGAAGACAAAACAGCAUUUUCAGAGCAUUUUACAGAUAGUGAUUCAGCUGUGAGUUUCCCAAAUUUGGGUAAAGAUGCAACACUAGUUUGUCCUGUGCCAGCUGUACAAAAACCGGUUUAUGCUCAUCUAGCAUUGUUUGUAAACAACGCUCCAGACGCUCAGGUUAAAGAUUUCUGGCGCGUAGCAGGGAGAGUUGUGUUAGAAACUAUCACCAGCAAGAAAGGUUCUCCAGUUUGGAUUUCUACAUCAGGCCUUGGCAUUUAUUGGCUUCAUCUUAGGAUCGACAGUGUGGCGAAAUAUUAUCAGUUCCAACCAUACAAAACAGAAGUUUACUAAAGGAAUUGUUAUUGUUGUAUGGAAAAUGUUGAUUUUUUUUUUAAUUUUUAUUUUUAUUACCAGAAAUAAGGAACCCUACUUUUCCCUCAUAAAACCUUGCAACAUUUAUCAUUUUUUCUGUUACCAAGGAGGACGCACAGUUCAAAACUAUUGUUGAUUUGGUAAAUACGUUGAUGCACUAUAAAUAAAUUGUAUUUUAAUUGUUUUUUUUCCUCACCUGUUUUGUAAAUGAGUCUUUCUUAAAUAUCAUUAUUAAUAAAAAUAUACAUAUACAAUCUG